Messenger RNA from Lactuca saligna, 2092 nucleotides. NCBI's taxonomy places the organism in Eukaryota, Viridiplantae, Streptophyta, Magnoliopsida, Asterales, Asteraceae. The record is from the annotation of a GenBank genome assembly.
AUGCCGGCAGAAAACACGAAGGAAGGGGCAAGACAAAUCAACGAUGAUCGGGGGGAGUCUGCUCUUGUGGAUCCGAAGAGAAGGGAGGAGAAAAAAAGGCGGGGGCCUCUUGCUCUCUUCAUUGUCAGAAGACGCCACCUCCACUGGAGGAAGGAGGUGGAGCAAGAGCAGAAAACACGAAGGGAAGGGGCAAGGCAGAGCAACGAUGAUCUGAGGGAGUCUGAUGUUGUGGAUCCGACGAGAUGGGAGGAGAAAAACAGGCGGGGGCCUAUUGCUCUCUUGACUGUCGGAAGACACCACCUCCAGUGGAGGUCAAGGGUACUUGAGCUUGCAUGCAAUCAAUUUCGGGUUAGAUUUUUCCGCAGAAGAAGAAACCGGUGGAUUGACAUGCAGGUCAACAUGACAAGUGCAUACGACACCCUAGCAAUUUUCCUCUUCUUGUCAACCCUUUUCUGUACUCCAGUAGUAAUUUCCACAUCAACCGAUGGGAUUGUUAGGAUUGGACUAAAAAGAGUAAAAUUUGAGCGAAUCGAUCGUUUUGCUUCACACCUUGGCUUGAAUGAUGGUGAUUACUUAACGAUGUCUAUUAGGAAGUAUAGACAAAGUGCUAAUAAUCUUGGUGAUUCCGAAGACUCUGAUAUUGUUGCAUUGAGGAACUAUAUGAAUGCUCAAUACUUCGGUGAGAUUGGAAUCGGCACCCCACCUCAAAAGUUCAAUGUGAUCUUUGACACGGGUAGCUCUAACUUGUGGGUGCCAUCUUCAGAAUGUGCUUCGGUAUCUUGCUUUUUCCACGCAAAAUACAAGUCAAGUCAGUCAAGCACCUACAAAGAAAAUGGAAAACAGGCUAGUAUCGACUAUGGUAGUGGAUCAAUAUCUGGAUACUUUAGUGAAGACAACAUCAAAGUUGGGGAUAUAGUAAUUAAGGAUCAGGAGUUCAUCGAAGCAACAAGGGAACCUGGUAUUACAUUAUUGGGAGGGAAGUUUGAUGGUAUCAUUGGGCUUGGAUUUAAGGAGAUCUCUCUUGAUUAUGUUAUCCCAAUAUGGGACAAUAUGGCCAAUCAACAUCUAGUUAAGGAACGCAUCUUUUCAUUUUGGCUUAACCAAAGAGGUAAAGAAGGAGAAGGGGGUGAAAUCAUCUUUGGUGGUGUUAAUCCAAAUCACUACAAAGGUGUGCACACAUUCGUUCCGGUCACUCAAAAGGGAUAUUGGCAGUUUGAUAUGGACGACGUACUUAUUGGUGGGGAAUCAACUGGGUUUUGUAAAAACAAAUGUGCAACUAUUGUCGAUUCUGGAACUGCCUUGUUAGCUGGACCAACGAGUGUGAUCACCCAGAUAAAUCAUGCCAUCGGGGCUCAAGGAAUUGUAACCGAGGCGUGCAAGGGUUUUGUCUCUAAAUUUGGACACAUAAUAUUUGGGCUGCUUUCGACAUUUGUCAAUACGAAGACGAUAUGCCCAUUUAUUGGAUUCUGUUUUCUUGAUGGGGAUCGUGAAGUUAGUAUUGGCAUUGAGAGUGUUGUAGAUAGGAGUGAUGGUGUAUCGCAUCCAUCUAUAACCACACCAAAUUGCAUUCUCUGUAAAGCAAUAGUAGGUCUUAUGCAUAAAAUGAUUUCCAACAACAACACACAAGAAAUGAUUUUAAAAACAUUAGGCAAUCUAUGUAAACUGGUGCCUAUCCCAGUAGAAGAGUCGAUGGUUGACUGUGCGAGACUUCCUUAUAUGCCUACUAUUUCGUUUACCAUUGCUGGCAAAAAAUUUGAACUUUUACCUGAUGAGUACAUACUUAAGAGCGGGGAGGGUGAUGAUGCACAGUGCGUGAGUGGUUUCAUGCCUUUGGAUAUAACUCCUCCACGUGGGCCACACUGGAUAUUAGGUGACUUGUUUAUGCGUCGUUACCACACUGUAUUUGAUUAUGGCAAUCUAAGAGUUGGAUUUGCAGAAGCCGCGUGAACAAGACCUUUUCAUCUUAACCAUAUAGAUAAUUGUUCGGAUUGAUUUGAUUUAAUGAGUGGAUCUAUUAUCAUAUUUUGGAAAACAUAUAUAAAUGAGAGUGAGUGAUUGGCCAUUAGUAUUUUUAUAUUUAUAUGAUGUUGGA